This is a messenger RNA of Mercenaria mercenaria, 7567 nucleotides long. RefSeq lists its product as uncharacterized. Gene Ontology annotation, molecular function: magnesium ion binding; ribose phosphate diphosphokinase activity. Lineage: Eukaryota; Metazoa; Mollusca; Bivalvia; Venerida; Veneridae. The transcript is spliced from 9 exons. Gene Ontology annotation, cellular component: ribose phosphate diphosphokinase complex; cytoplasm. The record is from RefSeq and is a predicted model, not a curated record. The coding region runs from base 94 to 1173 and encodes 359 amino acids. Gene Ontology annotation, biological process: purine nucleotide biosynthetic process; 5-phosphoribose 1-diphosphate biosynthetic process.
CGAGGCUAUCUCCCUUGAUGUACUUACUCUCUACAAAGAAGAAUAUUGUGCAAUGUAAACAAUCAAUAUCUCGUUGAUAAAAGAGGUGUAAGAAUGUCAGACCCGGCAGAGCCUGUUUUGUUAUAUGCUCACCCGAGCAUGGACCAUUUAGCGAAGCAGAUUGUAGACGGAUGUAAGCCUGUUACAUCACCCACUACAUCACAUUCAACAUUAGACCCAGGAAAUUUACCAAAUGGAAAGACGCCAUUCCAUAGGUCUCUCUCUACUGCUGGACUUUUACCUAAUAAAAGCAGAGGUGUUGAGUACAGGAACACCAUCACAUGGGGCAAAUUCCAGGAUGGAUUUCCAAACUUGUUCAUACAAGAUGUUCAUGUCAUGGCUGGAAAAGAUGUUAUAUUUCUUGGUAGUUUCCAUGAUCCAAGUGUGAUAUUUGAACAGCUGUCUGUGUUAUACAUGUUUCCAAGGUACCUGGCCAGAUCAUUUCAUUUCAUUUUACCAUAUUUCCCUACGGGCACAAUGGAGAGAGUUGACACAGAGGGUCAGAUAGCUACAGCAAAGACUUUGGCAAUCAUGAUGUCAUCCAUACCUCUGACAGCACGAGGACCUUGUCAGAUUUGCAUAUUUGAUAUACAUGCUCUACAAGAGAGGUUCUACUUCUCUGACAAUGUGAUUCCCAGGUUAGAGUCGGCCAUACCUCUCCUGCUUUCCACUAUCAAAAAGCUACCAGACAAAGAUAACAUUGCUGUUGCCUUCCCUGAUGACGGUGCGUUCAAGCGGUUUCAUCUGUUCUUCCCGGGCUUCGAUACCAUUACAUGUGUCAAGAUAAGAGAUGGCGGAAAGAGGAUUGUAAAAGUGAAAGAUGGAAACCCGGAAGGAAAACAUGUGGUUAUUGUUGAUGAUCUAGUUCAAACUGGAGGAACUCUGAUACAGUGUGGCAAGGCGCUCAUGGAGAAAGGAUCGGUCGGUGUAAGUGCUUAUGUAACGCAUGCAGUAUUUCCUAACCAGAGUUGGAAGAAGUUUACUGACGGAGAGUUCAAAUUCCAAAACUUUUGGGUGACUGACUCCAUUCCACAUGCUGUAGACAUUUGCAAAAACGAACCGUUCAAGUUAUUAUCGCUUUGUGAGCCAAUUGCGAAGAUGCUGUUGGGUUAUGACCUUCGACAACUGACUUGAAGAUCAAAGGAAUGUGAUACGUAAUUUGUGUUUGGGGUCAUUCGUGUUAUUAGCUUUUGUCACUUAGACUUUAGUACAUAUGAUAUGUGUCACUCAUUCCGUAAACUUAGAACAUUGAGAUACUGUCAUGUUUAGUUAGUGCACGAAUCUCAAUAUUGCAUAAACGUUUUCAGGAUAUUUUUUUGCCAAAUCAAAUCACUUAAUAUAAAAACCUUUGCUCAAACAAAAUUUAUGUCUCUAAAAUUUGAUUUCAUAGGCAAAAUUGCAUAUAUCAUACAUUUGGCAAAUUUGUAAUUUUAUAAAAAUACUUGUGACAGAAGCAGACAACAAAUACAUACAAAGUUAAACUAACGUGUUGACAUAAACAUAGAAUGUACGAUAAGAACCAAGCAAGUUUCUUCUUCAGGAUAAAUUGUUUGAAUCUGUGUCUGCAUAUAAUCAGUUGGUUUCUUGAUUUUUUGGUUUUUAAAAAUGUAUGUGAUAUUCAUUUUAGGUGUCGUUUUAACAUCGAAAUGCCUUUGACUGAGUGGACAUGAGGUGCAACGCCGCUUGUGAAAUGUUAGAUAUUAUUUGUACCCUUUGACAGAUUCUUACAAUUUUUCGAAAAAUACAUUUUAAUAUGUCUUUCAUUUUGAAAUCCAAGGGCCCGGGUGUUCAGAACUUUAUCCACUGGGAAAGCAUGUCUGGUUUAAGUCUACAGUAACUGAAAAUGCGUAAAUGAAUUUGUUAAACAUAGCUGUAAAUAAGUAUAAACGCGUUUUUUUGUGUGUGAUUCUAUAUUAAUGACGUUUUGAACAGUUUAGAUGGGUUUCUUUAUUAUAACCCAGUAAUUCACGGAGGAAACAUGUCGUAGACUGAGCGCGAAACUAAUUUAACUGUAUAUAAAUAAAGAACAAAAUACAAUAGUUUCGCGCUCACCUCUCACUGUAAUAAAUUUUCAUAUUUAUGAUGUUUUAUCUGUUACAUUUCAGGUGCAAUUAAUGUAUUUAAAUGCUAUUUAGGUUUCUUGAGCUGUGUCUUUUGUGAUAUAUUUAUGCCAAUGUGUAUAACAAUGCAUUCCUCUUUUCUUAGAAAUUUUACGAUUUUUGUGACAGUUUUUACUUAUUCUAUUACAUACUAUAUUAUACAGUUGAAAGUUUAUAUACAGCCCCUAAGACACUGUGCAGCAUUGCUAAUAACUACUUACCUUUCUGAGUCACGUCAGUCAGAAGUUUUAAUUUUGUUCAAUAAACUGAGAUUCUUUUAGUAAAGCAAUUUUUUUAAUGAUUAGUGAAAAGCGAUUUUGUUUUAAUGUAUGCUUGCUCAUAUCGAACUCUUUAUACAUUAUCUUUUGGAUUUUUGUAGUUCAUUCUUCAAAACAUAACGGCACGUCUCUCUUUUUUUCAUUUUAUCGGCCUUAAAUAGAUCACAGGUCGCCGGUAAGUGUAUCAGGUGAGCUAAAAAACAAUCGGUGCUAAUGAGAUGUUUUUGUGGCUGGUUUACAGUUUAAUUAUUUUCUUUUAAAAGGUACAGGUUAAAAUUUAAACUGAAUUAAAGAUGUUUCUAAAACAAAAAAGAGGUCAGUUUUCUGCUAGAACCAUAUUAGAAAUGUUUGUUUUAUAAUCUCAUAAUAGUAUUUUUUUAAUCUAGGAGGGAAUCAAAAUAAAAUUUCAGACUGUAUUCGUUCAAUGCUUCCGUAGGUUUUAUUCUCAGAAAUACUGAAUUUUUGUGCAUAAUAAUAUACAUGUUCUGCCAAACAAGUUUCAGACAAUCUAAUACUGUAACAAUCUUUCAUGUCCGAUUAUGAAUGUUACCGGACACCUAGAGUUGGAACCAGUCUAAAAUUCGAUUGGCUGGUUCUUUUUCUCAGCAUUAUUUUGAAAUUGAACAAUGAUAAAGUCGCACUGUUAGACUGGCUUCGAAAUGUUUUUUUUUUUUUUUCAAUAUUGGGUCAGCAUCAUAUCUAAGUGAUUUUAUAAAUGUACGUCUUGAUCUGCUGACCUGCUGCAUUGCUAAUAACGCUCUUAGUAAGUCCGGCAAUGCAGACAGUAUUUCUUAUCUGAUACAGAUGCAAAUUACUUUUACGCCGCUUGGAAUAAGAUACAAAGUUUCCUUUUUAAUGCAUGGUAAUAUUUUCAUAUCAAUUUGAAGACAUUGUAAAACAUCAUACCGUCUACACAAGAAAUCUUAAGUGCAAAUGCACAGGUACUGAAUGCACCCAGUAUAAUAAUAGUGCAUUCAGCCCGUUUCUUGUUGAAGGAAACAUUGUUAUUAAGACUUUUUACAUGGUAAUGUCGCAAAAAAUAUUUGUGCAGCAAUAUAAUUAACAAUAUUGGGUCUGUAAUGGUUUUUUUUUUUGUGUUCUGUAAUGUGUUUGUUAAUGCGUUGUAUCCAUCAGUUAGAUAACAUUUUGCUACUAAUAAAUUUAUUGUUAUUUUCACAUAUUUCGUAACAUAUAGUUCACAUAUUUCAUAACAUAUAUUUUUAUUAUCCACCCGCCAAAGGCGAAGGGGAUAUUAGAAAUGCUCUCCGUCCGUGCGUCCGCAACGAUCUUUGUCCGGAGCAUAACUCCAAAAGUACUGGAGGGAUUUUCUUCAAACUUUAUACACUGAUAGAACACAUUGGGAGGAAGUGCAGUGUGCAAGAACAAUAACUCUACCUUGCCUAUUUUUUGAGUUAUUCCCCUUUAUCAUAUUUUCUUAAUAAAAUUUGUCCGGAGCAUAACUCCAAAAGUACUGGAGGGAUUUUCUUCAAACUUCAUACACUGAUAGAACACAUUGGGAGGAAGUGCAGUGUGCAAGAACAAUAACUCUACCUUGCCUAUUUUUUGAGUUAUUCCCCUUUAUCAUAUUUUCUUAAAACAUUUUGUCCGGAGCAAAACCCCAAAAGUACUGGAGGGAUUUUCUUCAAACUUCAUACACUGAUAGAACGCAUUGGGAGAAAGUGCAGUGUGCAAGAACAAUAACUCUACCUUGCCUGUUUUUUGAGUUAUUCCCCUUUAUCAUAUUUUCUUAAAAAAAUUUGUCCGGAGCAUAUCUUCUUCAUGCAUGGAGGGAUUUUGAUAUAUCUUGGCACAAAUGUUUACCACCACGAGGCGGAGUGUCAUGCGUAAGAACCAGGUCCCUAGGUCGAAGGUCAAGGUCACACUUAGAGGUCAAAAGAUACAAGAAUGAAAACCUUGUCCGGAGCAUUUCUUCUUCAUGCAUAGAGGGAUUUUGAUAUAACUUGGCACAAAUGUUCACCACCACGAGACGGAGUGUCAUGCGCAAGAUCCAGGUCACUAGGCCUGAGGUCAAGGUCACAUUUAGAAAGGCCAAAGGUCAGAUACAAGAAUGACUUUGUCCGAAGCAUUUCUUCUUCAUGCAUGGAGGGAUUUUGAUGUAACUUGGCACAAUUAUACACCAUCAUGAGACGAAGUGUCAUGCGCAGUUCCCUUCUUUAGAAUUACUUCCCUUUAUUGUUACUUUAAAUAGCUUUUAUUGUAACUUUUUCAUUACUAGUUGUAGGGAAAAAUCGAGACCACCUUUCUGUUGUACAACAAGCAUGCUAAAUCCAAUUUUGAGCUGUAUUUUGACCAAUCUCUACCUGAUAAAGAUUUUUGUGUGGACUUGCAAUUUUUUUUUUAUUUUUUUUUUUAAGAGUUGUUACUAUAAAUAACUUAUAUUGUAACAUAUUUAUAAUUGACCCUAGGGAAAAAACAAUACCACUUUUCUGUGGUACAACAUAGAUGUUACUCUCCAAUUUUAGGUGUAUUUUAUUAUAUAUAAGGUAUCUCUACCUGGUAAGGAGUUUUUUUGCGGACUUUAAAAAACAAAAGACUUACAAUGAUUACUAAACAAUCACAAAAUUAACAUUCCAUUUGCAAAUACAGCUGCUAGAGUAAAGAAAUUUGCUUUGACGGGCAUAUAUUUUUACAUUCUGGCACUCUUGUUCCCUGUUAGCUUUCCAUUCCUUCUUUUUACAGUAGCCAUAUAGAAAAACAUCAUAGCUAACUGUUCAUGAAAAUUAAUAAAAUUUAGCAAUAAACCACCUCACUACUGACUUAUUCUUUCUUCCACAUCUUAAAACCCCUGAUGCGGACCACAACUAAACGGUUCUUCAAAGCUUUCCCAAAAAUUAAUAUUUUCAGACACUAACUUGCCAGGAACUUUAGCCUUCAAUUAUAAUAUGCCCGGCGGGGGGAUUAGCCAUGUCUAACAUGGCUCUUGUUUUUGUUUUGUUUAUACCUUUAACUCAAAUAACAGGGUAUAUAUUAUCCAGAUCCAGUAGUCGACGUAUCAUUAUGAUUUAUUGGAUGAAAGUGCUUUUUGAAAUAUGUCCUAGCUCAAACACAAGCUUAGCUUUUAGAAAACGCUAGUCAGCGGCUACUUUAUUACGAUGAUGUUCAAAAUAACUGAGACUAAAAGAUCCAUAUUGUACAUAUGCUGGUAUACAAUUGAACACUUACGCGAAAAAAAAGCACCUUUCAUUUAGAAAUACAAUGCGAUAGCCUGGUUCUCAGCUCGCCAAAGCAUUUGCAAUUGCUCGAACAGAAAAUAGCGACACUGUGGUGAUAAAACAAGGACACUUUAUGUUUAAGUCACAGGCGAAAUAUUAAGAAAAGUGAAAUACUCCAGUGGAAUUUAGGUCAUGUUACAUAUUACUUUUGUUAAGUACUUGUUAAUUUUUAUUUACAAUCUUGUACCUAUAAUUACUUUUAAUUCGAUUGUCCGAAAACUUUGUACAGAUGUAGCACUCACCUGGUCGUCGGCGACGGCGUUUGGUUAAGCUGAUAUAUUAGUAUUCACUCGUGGGGAUGGGUUGAAACUUCACACAGUUAUUUACUGUGAUGGAACAUGCAAUAUGCGGGAGCCCCAACUAUUUUGGAUUUUAACCUACUCGUGUCCCUUUUUUUCGGCUACAUGAUUUUUGGCUGGUAUCUCAGUAACCACUUGUAGGAAUAGAUUGAAACUUCUCAAACUUAUUUCCUGUGGUUUUCUGACAUGCAGUACUUUGGUUUCAUAACCCCUUUUGCAUUUGGUUUAAACAAUAUUUUAUUCAUAUAUAUUUACAACAUGAAACGUUACAUAGUUACAGCAUUAAGGAUUGAGUAGAAAGCCAAGCGUAUUUGAAACUCUCCAUUUUGUAUUUGUGCAAAGUUAUGCUUUAUUUACAACUGAGCAAUUUGGUUAGGGUGAUCGCUAACUAACCACUGAAACUAUUGGCUCUUGUUCAUCGGAUAAUGACAUGCAGUACACAAAUUAAAUAACCUUUUUUUAUUUGUUACUUAUAAUAAGAUCAUCAUGUGUGAGUGUAGCUUGUAAUUUCUCCUGGGGAAAAGAUAAGGUGAUCUAUUUCUGGAUAUCAUUUCCUUGCCUACCUAGCGUAGAAGGGCAAGGUUGUCCGAGUAGGAGAUCGUCUUGUCUUUUCCUUAGUAACCGUGCCGUUUUAACGUCAUAAUUUUACGAAUGAUUAAAUUGACAUUAUCUUUGAAAAUGUUGCAAUGUAAUAUCACUGGUAGGCAAGGAAAAUGAUCUAACAUGGAUUACUGGUAAUGGCAGUUGUUUUUCCAAUCCCCAGGACAGCGUAGAUAAAAAGCUAUCGGUUGUCCCUUUCCAGCUUUCCCUCGGAUUUGGGAAACCUCUUUCGUACACAGACAGGCAUAUGAGAUCCUUAUAGCUUAUUUUUCCACGCUAGGUUGGCAACAAAACAUUUGUUUGUAAUGUAAAGUAAUGUAGAAACUAUUUUACACAUUCGGAUUUUUUUUUCUAAAAUGUAGAAUUUUAUUUUAGGCCCUAAUUUUCUAUGCUUCCGAUUGGAUGGUGGUUUGUAAAAAUGUGGUUUGGUGAAAUCUAUAUUGUAGAAUAAUACUUGUUCCAUACGUGCAGAACUAUCUUAAGAACUGAUUUUGUAGUACAUAUGUUUUUUUUUGUAUUUUGUACCAUGAUAAAUAGCAGUAACAUUUUGAUCUUUUUUCUCUAUAUAUUGUUUGUUCGAGCACGCCUUGUGUAUUUAUUAAAAUCAUAUUUUCUGAUCAUUUUCUGUGUUUAUAAAUAAUCUUGAUAUGUGUCUUGACGAAAUUCUGAAAAAGGGGACAUGUUCCGAUAUUAUUUUCAAGUAUGAAAACGUAAUCAGUGAUAGUGCAUGUGAGACAGCUUUUGAGACAUUUAAUUUUGUUCUGUAUUUCGUGACAGUGGUUGUGAUAAUGAGUGGACAUUUGUUGUUAUAGUUGUAAUGUUAUAUGGACCAAGUGGCAGCUUGUGAUUUCUUCAGCAAAUAUUCAAUGUGUUUUUGCUAUAGCUUUACUGACUGAUUUAUACAUUGUUUAUUAAACGUGUUUAAAUAUCUUAGUUUGUAUUUUAUAUCGUUUAUAUAGCCCAUAAUGUCUUUUGUUAAUGUACAAACAAAUUAGAGAUUAAAACUGUUUCAGCAGAAA